UCGAUCGUGUGCCGAGACUCCGAGAGGUGCUGACGAAUAGACACAGAGAGCGCGACAGAGAUAGAGAGAGAGAGAGAGAGAAAUCAGUGUACAGGGAUGCUGAGAAGAGUGGACGCCAACUGAUAUCCAUCGGCUGCUAGUGCAACGGCAGUUUCAAGGAGGAUGCGCUGCGACCUCGCGCUCCUCCUCCUCUCGCUUCUCGGCUCGUUUGUCGACGGUUUUCACCCGGAGAUAAAAAGCUUCGAGGCGAAUCCCGAUGCGAAGCGGCUGUACGAUGAUUUAUUGUCCAAUUACAAUAGGCUCAUCCGGCCGGUGGUUAACAAUACCGAAACGCUCACGGUAUGGCUGAAUCUCAAAUUAUCUCAGCUAAUUGAAAUGAAUCUGAAGAACCAAGUUAUGACAACGAACGUUUGGGUGGAGCAGAAAUGGUUCGAUUACAAGCUGCGCUGGGAGCCGGAGGAGUACGGCGGUGUCGAGAUGCUGUACGUGCCCUCGGAAAACAUAUGGUUGCCCGACAUCGUCAUGUACAACAACUGGGACGGCAACUACGAGGUGACGCUGAUGACCAAGGCCACGCUCAAGUACACGGGCGAGGUAUUCUGGACGCCGCCGGCAAUCUACAAGUCCUCGUGCGAGAUCAACGUCGAAUAUUUCCCGUUCGACGAGCAGUCUUGCAACAUGAAGUUCGGCUCGUGGACCUACAACGGCGCACAGGUGGAUUUGAAACACAUGGACCAACAGCAGGGGAGCAAUUUAGUCGCCAGGGGAAUUGAUUUGAGCGAGUUCUACUUGUCCGUCGAGUGGGACAUACUGGAGGUGCCUGCGUCCAGGAACGAAGAAUAUUAUCCUUGCUGCAAGGAACCUUAUUCCGAUAUUACGUUUAAUAUUAAAAUGAGGAGGAAGACGCUGUUUUAUACGGUCAAUCUGAUAAUACCUUGCGUUGGUAUUACUUUCCUAACGGUUUUGGUGUUCUACCUGCCGAGCGACUCGGGCGAAAAGGUCUCACUGUGUUCCUCGAUUCUUCUGUCGCUGACUGUGUUUUUCUUGCUAUUGGCAGAGAUCAUCCCGCCGACUUCGCUUGCCGUGCCGCUCCUCGGCAAAUACCUUUUGUUUACCAUGCUCCUCGUCACGCUUUCCAUAUGGAUCACCGUCUGCGUGCUCAACGUCUACUUCCGAUCCCCGUCAACGCACAACAUGUCGCCCUGGGUCAAAUCCAUCUUUUUGCACUGGAUGCCGAAGAUGCUGAUGAUGCGUCGAACCCCGUACGCCACGCCCGAAUACGACGACACUUACUUGGACAGUGGCUACACCAACGAAAUGGACUUUAGUUUCCGCGACAGCAUAAGCGACUACCCGUCCGAGUCGAAGGAGAGCCCAAAUGGCUUCGAGAGCGUCACGAAUGCCUACAAAAACAUGCGCGACGAGGACUCCCGCCACACUCCGUACGCCUCCGUGACCGACAGCGAGAAUAUGUGGCCAAGAAAUCUGUCGCCCGAAAUUAUCACAGCUCUAGAAGGAGUCCGAUUCAUUGCUCAACAUAUCAAAGAUGCGGACAAAGAUAACGAGAUCAUCGAAGAUUGGAAAUUUGUAGCGAUGGUAUUGGAUCGGUUCUUUCUGUGGGUUUUCACGCUGGCGUGUAUUGUAGGAACUGCAGGAAUUAUUUGCCAAGCUCCAAGUCUCUACGACACCCGCGAGCCUCUAGAUCGGCAAUUGUCAAGUAUCCCUUUUCGAAGGGGUAACUACAUGCUUCCACCCCAGCCUUUUUUCAACGACGAUUAA
Phymastichus coffea is the source of this 1779-nucleotide messenger RNA. It is a transcript of the gene nAChRbeta2, whose product is annotated as acetylcholine receptor subunit beta-like 2. The coding region runs from base 163 to 1779 and encodes 538 amino acids. Gene Ontology annotation, biological process: chemical synaptic transmission; monoatomic ion transmembrane transport; nervous system process. Gene Ontology annotation, cellular component: synapse; neuron projection; postsynaptic membrane. The record is from RefSeq and is a predicted model, not a curated record. NCBI's taxonomy places the organism in Eukaryota, Metazoa, Arthropoda, Insecta, Hymenoptera, Eulophidae. The transcript is spliced from 12 exons. Gene Ontology annotation, molecular function: acetylcholine-gated monoatomic cation-selective channel activity; transmembrane signaling receptor activity.